UGGAGACACAAAACAGGGGCUUUGUUAGAUUAGGUGUGCAUUGGUCCAAGUCGUUUUUCUUUUCUUCAUGAUGUUUGUGUUCUCUGAUUCGAUCGUAGUUCAUUCAGCUCAAUGCCGUCUAUGAUGAAACACACCCUGCGAACUGUUGAAUAAACUAUUACAUUGGAGAGGGGAAAACUCGAGUCGAUUAUGUUCAUUUGCACUCGUUCCAACUAGUCCUUCAAAUUCAUUUUACUCGCACUUGUUAGACCUCAAGAUGAUGUGGGUUCACGCAGUCCUGAGGGGCCUUCUCCUAGCUGGGUUUAUAAUGCAGAGUCAAGGGAAAGUAAAGGUUGCAUUUAGAUUGAUAGACUAUUCCAACCCAUCUCACCACGAACUUGACGGUGGAUGCUGCGACCAAGUAUUUUUCAGUUGUGGCUCUGCUUGUGACAACAGAUUCAAUCUCUGUUUUGAUGAAUAUGGAGGAAAUAACAACAUGGCCCAGUGUGAUUAUGGAAACUAUGUAACUCGGCGCCUGUAUGAAAACAAUGACGAUUUCAACUUUCCAAGUUCCCUAAAUGACAAUUUGGUCAACCCAAUCAUAUUGACUAUCAAUCAAUGGUCGACCGGAUUCAGAUCCAAAGUUGAAGUUUGGGACUAUGACCCAUCGAACAGUGACGACAAGAUCGAUUAUUACGGAUAUAAUUACAACUAUGUUCCGGCUAGAACAUCAGCUCUGGCAACAGAACACAUUGUGACCCUGAAUGGAGCCGGGACGUCACUAACGAGAGUUGGUGUGAAGGUUUAUUGUGAUGUGCACUACUACGGAACAUCGUCAGGCUGUAACACAUAUUGUUUAGCAAGAGACAACAAUCAGGGCCAUUAUGAUUGCAACGAUAUUACAGGAGCUAGAAUGUGUCACGCCGGAUGGACUGGAUCAUACUGCCAAAUUGAAAUCAAUGAAUGUCAGUCGAAUCCGUGUGAAUCGAACGCAGUCUGCACAGAUCUUUUGGAUGAUUAUUCAUGCAACUGCCCACCUGGUACGAUAGGUAAGAACUGCGUUGACAUCAACGAAUGUUCUUCUAGCCCCUGUGAACAUGGUGGUACAUGCCUGGACAGACUCAACUACUACGAGUGUCAGUGUACCAGGGAGUAUAGCGGUGCUAACUGCGAAUUGGACAUUGACUUCUGCCAAUCUUACCCCUGUGACAAUGGUGGAACUUGUCUGGGCGAAAAUGACAGUGGACUUCUUGAGUGCGCCUGCGCUGCUGGUUAUACGGGUGUCUUCUGUGCCCAAGAUAUAGACGACUGUAUCGGAGUAGACUGUUUGAAUAAUGGCACCUGUCAAGAUGGCGUUGAUCAAUUUACAUGCAAUUGCACAGAUGGGUAUGGAGGAACAUUUUGUGAAUUGGAUGUUCGAGACGAGUGUGUAUCUGACCCAUGCCAAAACAACGCAUCGUGCGUCGAUAAGGUUGGCGGAUAUAUUUGUGUAUGUCAAGCUGGUUUUCAGAGUGACCACUGCGAUGAAGACAUCAAUGAAUGUGAUCCGAAUCCUUGUUCUUAUGGUAACUGUACCGAUCGCGUGGGAAGAUACACCUGCGAAUGUCUUCCUGGCUAUUCCGGAGAGAAUUGUACAAUCAACAUAGACGACUGCAUUGGUAACAUGUGCGAUAAUAAUUCAACGUGUCAAGACCAUGUGAAUAAUUACACAUGUAUUUGCAUGGCAGGGUAUACAGGCAUUUACUGUGAAGCCGAGAUUGAUGAAUGUGCGAGCUUACCAUGUCAAAAUAAUGGAAUAUGCCAGGACAGUGUCAACAGUUUCACAUGCCAAUGCGCGUCGACGGGAUAUCGAGGUCAAUAUUGCGAAAUCGACAUUGAUGAAUGCCAGGAUAGUAGUACAUGCCCAUCCGACACGAUUUGUGUUAAUGUAAACGGAAGUUAUGAUUGUAACAACAUACCUAUGGAACCUACUUCUAUCCCGGGACUGUGUCGGACCAGACUUUGCUAUAAUGAUGGAAUAUGUUCACUCGUCAAUGGAAGCUACCAGUGUGUAUGCUCAGAUGACUUUACUGGCGAACUCUGUGAGACUCCCACAGAACUCUGUGCCAAUAAUACAUGCAAUUAUGGAACAUGCCAAGUCUUUACAGCGGGAAACGGCUCGGUGUAUUACAAUUGCAUCUGCCAGGAGGGGUAUAGCGGAACGCAUUGCCAAAGUGCAGCAAGAACGGGAAAUAAGGGAGGAGGUGGUUUUACGAACUGGUAUUUCGUACUGAUUGCAAUUAUUUUCGUCCUAAUCAUCUUGAGUGCUGGCAUAUGUUUCUACAAAGUCCGUAGGGAUAAAAGAGAAAAGUUUGGGGACGAUGUACCAACAGUAUUCGCUAAUCCUCAUACGGACAGCAUCAACAUACCUUCGACACUCGGUGCCACGGCAGCUCCACCACUUCCACCAAAGAGUAAAUUAGAUGAUCCAAACACGUCAGUGUCCUUCACAAACAAUCUUUACACUGACAUCGAUGGGGCGCAGGCUCGGGGUGCUUGUGCAUUGUCAUCCAAGCCUAAAGACACAGUGGAUGACUUCGAGAAGGAGAACCCCUACGCAACAGGAGGAUAUCUUCAUACGAAUGGCCAAGUAGGACAACAUGAGAACCCGUAUGAAUUUGCAAGGGAUCCUGACGUAACCGAUCCUCGUCCGGUGAAAGAAAACGACUACUCGUCAGAUCCAACGAGCGUUCAAAGUAUUCCGAAACCGUUGAAUUUAGAUGGCUCUUACUCAACAACAAUAUUUCCUGACAAUGAACCAUCGCGCCCAGUGUCAACCAGCAUACCGCCACCACUUCCACUAAGAGAUUCAAUGAGAGUUACCCCGCCAGAGUACGAUGUACCAAAUCUUCAAGGAGUUAAUUCGACGAAGAUCGUUCCUUCAGGAUAUGAUGUACCUCGCACGAUGUCAUCAGCAGUGAGCCCAAGUCCCACAGAUAUUGAUCCCUCGUAUUCCUUUAACAUCUACACCAGUGAUGAAGACCCAUUGACUCUGAACGAAACGCCUAAUCCAUUAUCCCAAACUGGAGAAGCAAACCCCAACGAAGUAAACGAACAACCUCCCACUCCAACCAGUGGACCCACCACGCCAACAAGUCCAAAUGAUCCGUACGCUACUACAAUUUUACAUGAAGAAAACUCUCAAUCAAUUGCAUAAUAAAGAACUUAGGUAUUGUAAAGGAUGUGAUUUUAUUGUAAAAAAAAGAGUAAAUGAAACCACCACAUUUUGACACUGUCAUGUAGCACAAUCAAAUUAUUUUUCUGACUCUUCAAGAAAUAUUUGUAAAGCUUAACAUGAUGUGUAUAGGUGAUAAUGUUUAUAGAACGCACGUUUUUCAGAGCUCUUGGAAGAAGUCAAUAUUCACCUAAUGCGAUGUGAGUAAUCGUGAGAUUGCCCUAACAUAGGAGUUCAAUUAUAUAACAGUAAUCUGUUUUGGUGAGUGACGUUAUACGGCAUUAUCAUCGUCUUAUGCAUGAACCAGUACUUAAUCGUGCUUUCUUUUCGUCUGUCAUUGAUGUACUUUGUAAAUAACUACAAGAUACAGUACACGUUGUAAUAAAGUAUAAGUUAUAUUAAUAUAUAUAUAUUGCAUGGACAAGUCUUCCAAAUCAAAUACAUGUUUACUUUUCCGCUUUCCGAUUUCAUCAGUGAUCUUUAUAAUAAUUGGUCUUAUAUUCGGUUAAGGCGAUUAAACUAUACUGUCUAAGCGCAUACAGAUUAUUUUAUCACUGGUUACCAUGUUACUUUUUGUUUGUGAAUUGUUAAAAAAACGUAGAUAUCGAUAUCGUAAAGACGAGCUAUGUUCAGUACUAUGGAUGUAUAUAUUUUUAUAUCAUAAUAAGCAUGACUUUAUUAGCAUUUUCAACAAUUUUAUAUAUAUAUAUCUUAAAGUUUCACGUAUUGGCUU
Lytechinus variegatus (green sea urchin) is the source of this 3926-nucleotide messenger RNA. RefSeq names its product fibropellin-1-like. Lineage: Eukaryota; Metazoa; Echinodermata; Echinoidea; Temnopleuroida; Toxopneustidae. Gene Ontology annotation, molecular function: calcium ion binding. The transcript has 11 exons. Gene Ontology annotation, cellular component: membrane. The record is from RefSeq and is a predicted model, not a curated record. Bases 257 to 3175 code for a protein of 972 amino acids. Gene Ontology annotation, biological process: cell communication; axon guidance.